GUUCUAUAUAAACCAUCCCUAGUAUUCCUUUAACUUCAGCUGUUCAACCCUAAACCCUAAUUUUGGUUUCUGCUUCUGCAACCCUCCGAUUUUCAAGGAGGUUGUGAGAAUUGUUGGUGAGUGAUUGAUAUGGCUCCUACUAAGGUGGUCAAUGCUAAAAAGGCUGAUCCCAAAACUCAGGCCUUGAAGACGGCUAAGGCCGUCAAGUCUGGUGGCCAAGUCUUUAAGAAAACCAAAAAGAUCAGGACAUCAGUUACAUUUCACCGGCCAAAGACCUUGAAAAAGGACAGGAACCCUAAGUAUCCUCGCAUUAGUGCUCCGCCCAGAAACAAGUUGGACCAUUAUCAGAUACUUAAAUUUCCUUUAACUACCGAAUCUGCAAUGAAGAAAAUCGAGGAUAACAAUACACUGGUUUUUAUUGUUGAUCUCCGUGCUGACAAAAAGAAGAUUAAAGAUGCUGUGAAGAAGAUGUACGACAUUCAGGCCAAGAAAGUAAACACAUUAAUCAGGCCAGACGGAACUAAGAAGGCCUAUGUUAGGUUGACUGCAGAUUAUGAUGCCUUGGAUGUAGCCAACAAGAUUGAUAUUAAUUUCUAUCCGGAUACUAGCAUGUUGAUUAUUACCUGUUAUCUAUUGUCAUGCACUGCAGACUUGUUCCUGGAUUUCAAUUUGGAAGCAGCCCUUGGGCAUAUUCUAGACAUAGUCAGGUGUCUUCCGUUUUUUGGAAUUUGGUAGAGACUGUUGUAUGUCUGGCACAUAAUAUACAGAGGGUUUAUCGAACAAAUAUGAGUUUUCUAUUUUGUUGGAUAACAUCUCUUUGGAAGGUAUUCAUCGUUGCCCAGUAAUAUACUUUGUUAUUAUUUGAGCUACAUCUGGAUUCUACAUCACAAUUUCUGCCCCUCACUAAUUUUUGUUUCUUUCAAGAAAAACGUUAUUCCUGCUGUUAUAAUCUAUAUUUGUCUUCAUAUUUAAACAAGUUUAAUUAUUGCAAGCUUCUGUUAUGGCUUUUGAAUACCAUUUUUAGUUUAUUUAUUUAUUUAUUUAUUGCCUAAUAACUAUUAGAUGAAAACAAUUUAUUCCAUUUUUGUACUUAGAAUACCAGACCUAGUCAGGUGUCUGCCUUUUUUGGAAAUUUGGUAGAGACUGUUACAUGUCUGGCACAUAAUAUACUGAGGGUGAAUCCAACAAAUAUGGGUUUUCUAUCUUGUUGGAUAACAUCUCAUUCGAAGGUGUCCAUCGUUGCCCAGUAACAUACUUUGUUAUUAUUUGAGCUACAUCUGGAUUCCACAUCACAAUUUGAGUCUCACUGACCUUUGUUCCCUUGAACAAAAUCAUAUUUUACUUAUUCCUGCUGUUUAUGUAUUCGUAUUCAAACAAGUUUAAUUAUUGCAAGUUCCUAUUAUUGUGCUUGAAUAAACUUGUUUGUUUGGCUAAACAAAUAUUAGAAGAAAACAAUGAGAUUUUUUUACCUACUUGGAAAUUCGGUACAGAAUGUUACUUGUCUGACAUAAUACCUAGAGUGAGUGUCCAUGUUGUAUUGUAACAUCUCUUAGAAAGGUGUCGGUCCAUAUUUGCACUAUAUCUUGUUUUGUUAAUUAUUUGAGCUUCAUUUGGAUUUCAACAUGGCAAAAGCUGAGUCUCGGUUUCCCUUCCCUUUAAACCUUGGAAGUAACGAAAGGAAAGCCGUCUGUAGCUAUUUUCUUUCAUUGUUCUCAACAUUUUUGUGGUUUUUUUUAUAAUUUAUCAGUUAAACAUUUCUUGAAAUAUCAAUGUAAUUCUUGAUAUUUUCAUCAUGCAUCUGUUACCUAAUAGGUACCGAGCCUCCUAGAGUGAUAAUUUCCUGUUGAUACGGAUAUAUUUUUUAGUUGUAUUUUGUUAUUGUACGCCGGUGUGGAUGCAUAUUCUAAUAUCACCAAAUCAACCCUGUCGGUAGAAACAGGCUUUCGUUCCGCGUAUUUAGUGAUUGUAAUAAAAGCGUUCUUUAUUUUAUCCAUUUAUGAUUGUGUAUGGAUUUUAUGUACAAGGGUGUGUGGAUUGUGU
Molecule: messenger RNA, 2040 nt
Organism: Vigna angularis (adzuki bean)
Lineage: Eukaryota; Viridiplantae; Streptophyta; Magnoliopsida; Fabales; Fabaceae
Product: 60S ribosomal protein L23a
Exons: 7
Coding region: 130-735 (201 amino acids)
Biological process (GO): ribosomal large subunit assembly; translation
Cellular component (GO): cytosolic large ribosomal subunit; ribosome
Molecular function (GO): structural constituent of ribosome; rRNA binding
Source: RefSeq, a predicted model, not a curated record